UUUAUGCCCUUCAUUUUUCUCCUCUGAAGGGUCAUGGCUGGGCUGAUCAAUUUCGAGGAUGAGGAGGAGGUGAAGGAAUACUUGGAUAAUCUGGGUGUGGAGUUCAGUUUUCAGUGUUACAAGGAGAAAGAUCCUGACGGUUGUCACCGUUUGGCUGAUUACCUAGAUGGAGUGAGGAAAAACUAUGAUGAUGCUGCUAAAGUACUUAAGCAGAAUUGUGAGAACAACCUGCACAGUGAGAGCUGCUAUAAACUUGGAGCUUACUAUAUGACUGGAAAAGGUGGGCUCGCUGCAGAUUUUAAAGCUGCUUUCAAUUGCUUCUUGAAAUCUUGUGAAAAAGGUGGGAAGAAAUCCAUAGAAGCUUGUAACAAUGUUGGGCUGCUGGCACAUGAUGGACGGGGAAAUGAUGAUGAGAAGCCCAAUGUCCUCCUGGCCAGGGACUACUACAAUAAAGCUUGUGAUGGGGGGUUUCCCCCCAGCUGUUUCAACCUUAGUGCAAUCUAUCUUCAGGGAGCCCCUGGAGUACCAAAGGACAUGGGCCUGGCUUUGAAGUAUUCUUUGAAAGCAUGCGACUUGGGACACGUGUGGGCAUGUGCCAAUGCUAGCCGAAUGUACAAACUGGGUGAUGGAGUUGAGAAGAAUGAUGCCAAGGCAGAAGCCCUCAAGAACAGGGCCAGAGACCUCCACAAGGAACAACAUAUACCUUCAAGAUCCUUAACAUUUGGAGAGUAAACCCAGCCAUGCAAUCUACAUUUUUUUCAAUAAGCAUAUUUGUUAAUGGUGUGCAAAUUUAGUCUGCUGAUGAUUUCUGUUGCACACGCCUAAGAUACAUUUGUGUAAACAAGUCUUUCUUUGUCUAUACACAUUGUUGUUUUGUAACACAAUAAAUAAAUUCUACAUUUUUA
Molecule: messenger RNA, 905 nt
Organism: Hemicordylus capensis (graceful crag lizard)
Lineage: Eukaryota; Metazoa; Chordata; Lepidosauria; Squamata; Cordylidae
Product: cytochrome c oxidase assembly factor 7
Exons: 3
Coding region: 34-732 (232 amino acids)
Cellular component (GO): mitochondrial intermembrane space
Molecular function (GO): protein binding
Source: RefSeq, a predicted model, not a curated record